This is a messenger RNA of Zerene cesonia (dogface butterfly), 3858 nucleotides long. RefSeq names its product transcription elongation factor SPT5 (gene Spt5). Lineage: Eukaryota; Metazoa; Arthropoda; Insecta; Lepidoptera; Pieridae. The transcript has 7 exons. Gene Ontology annotation, cellular component: DSIF complex. Bases 125 to 3385 code for a protein of 1086 amino acids. Gene Ontology annotation, biological process: transcription elongation by RNA polymerase II; regulation of transcription by RNA polymerase II; transcription elongation-coupled chromatin remodeling. Gene Ontology annotation, molecular function: protein binding; mRNA binding. The record is from RefSeq and is a predicted model, not a curated record.
UUGUUUGACAUUUACAUUUUGCUACGAAUGCUACGUAUGGUUACAAUUUGUGUGAAGAUUUUAAAAUUCAGUUCUAAUAAAAACCAUCAAUGGUUUUAUAACGGUAAAAAUUAAUGAAUUGAUAAUGUCGGAUUCGGAAGCCAGUAAUUAUUCGGGGAGUGGUUCGGAGGCCGGUAGCGUAGUAUCGAAUAGGUCAAGAAGAAGUGCUGCAUCAAACCGAUCGGCGAGGUCCCGAUCUGUGUCGCGUUCGCGGUCGCGCUCCCGAUCUCGUUCCCAAUCAGGUAGUAGGAGUCCUUCUCGUAGUAGAAGCCCUUCCAGAUCACGGUCUAGAUCAAGAUCCAGAUCUCGAUCACGCUCUAGGAGUCGAUCUGCAGAGUCUGGUGGUGGACGCAAUAGAGAUGACGAAGCUAAGGAGGCAUCUGGUGAUGAAGAAGUUGAGGAUGAACAAGAACCAGAAGGAGAAGACUUAGUGGAUUCAGAGGAAUAUGAUGAAGAUGAAGAAGAAGAAAGAAGACGGAAGAAACGCAAGAAGGACAGCAGAUAUGGUGGUUUCAUUAUUGAUGAGGCUGAGGUUGAUGAUGAAGUUGAUGAAGAUGACGAAUGGGAGGAGGGAGCACAAGAAAUGGGUAUUGUUGGCAAUGAAGUGGAUGAAAUUGGUCCCACUGCUAGGGAAAUUGAAGGUCGCCGUCGAGGAACCAACCUAUGGGACUCGCAGAAAGAAGAAGAAAUCGAAGAAUACCUUAGAAACAAAUAUGCCGAUGAAUCAGCCGCACUUAGACACUUUGGUGAAGGUGGCGAAGAGAUGUCCGAUGAAAUUACGCAACAAACGCUUUUGCCAGGCAUCAAAGACCCCAAUUUGUGGAUGGUUAAAUGUCGUAUCGGCGAAGAGAAAGCCACAGUACUCUUGCUCAUGAGAAAAUUUAUUACGUAUCAGUACUCGGAAGAACCAUUCCAAAUUAAAUCUGUUGUUGCACCAGAGGGUGUAAAGGGCUAUAUUUAUAUAGAAGCAUACAAACAAACACACGUGAAGGCGAUUAUAGAAAGCGUUGGAAAUUUAAGAAUGGGAGUUUGGAAACAAGAAAUGGUUCCCAUCAAAGAAAUGACUGAUGUGUUGAGGGUAGUCAAAGAACAAUCAGGUCUUAAGCCCAAACAGUGGGUGCGACUAAAGAGAGGUCUCUACAAAGAUGACAUAGCCCAAGUAGAUUAUGUAGAUUUAGCUCAAAAUCAAGUCCAUUUAAAACUAUUACCUAGAAUUGAUUACACGAGACUUAGAGGUGCGUUAAGAACGGUACAAAGUGAAAAUGAGGCCGCGAAACGGAAAAAGAAACGCCGGCCUGCUGCAAAACCAUUCGAUCCGGAAGCUAUUAGAGCUAUCGGUGGAGAAGUUACAUCUGACGGUGACUUCUUGAUAUUCGAAGGCAAUAGAUAUUCUAGGAAGGGUUUUUUGUAUAAGAACUUUUCAUCAACUGCUAUCCUUGCAGAGGGUGUUAAGCCAACUUUGACUGAAUUAGAAAGGUUUGAGGAGCAGCCUGAAGGAAUCGAUAUCGAACUCGCCGCACCAGCUAAAGAUGAUCCGACAAGUUUACACUCUUUCUCAAUGGGCGACAAUGUAGAAGUAUGCUCUGGAGAUCUCGCAAACUUACAAGCCAAAAUUAUAGCUAUAGACGGCUCCAUGAUAACAGUUAUGCCAAAACAUGACGCUUUGAAGGAUCCUCUAGUGUUCAAACCGAAUGAGUUAAGGAAAUAUUUCAAAUUAGGAGAUCACGUAAAGGUAUUAGCGGGUAGAUAUGAAGGCGACACGGGUUUGAUUGUGCGAGUGGAGGCACAGAGAGUAGUUCUUGUAUCAGACUUGACGAUGCACGAACUCGAAGUUUUGCCCCGAGAUUUGCAAUUGUGCUCAGAUAUGGCAACGGGUGUUGAUUCUCUGGGCCAGUUCCAGUGGGGCGAUAUGGUUCAGCUGGAUCCACAAACCGUAGGAGUAAUCGUUCGUUUGGAAAAAGAAAACUUCCACGUGCUUGGGAUGCAAGGAAAAGUCAUAGAAUGCAAACCGCAAGCCUUACAGAAGCGACGCGAGAAUCGCUUUACGAUGGCGCUCGACUCUGAACAUAAUUCCAUACAGAGGAAGGACAUAGUGAAAGUGAUAGACGGGCCGCACGCGGGCCGAGACGGUGAAAUCAAGCACUUGUACAAGAAUUUCGCGUUUUUGCAAUCCAGAAUGUAUCUAGACAAUGGUGGUAUAUUCGUGUGCAAAACGCGGCACUUGCAAUUAGCUGGUGGGGCGAAGAAUAAUGCGACAGCGAACGGAUUAGCUUUAGGUUUUAUGUCGCCGCGUAUUCAGUCGCCCAUGCAUCCCUCGGGGAGAGGUGGGGGCAACAUGCGCGGGAGGGGAAGAGGAGGAAGAGGGGGGAUGGUGGCGAGGGAUCGGGAGCUAGUGGGGGUCACGAUAAAGAUAACGGGAGGGCCGUUCAAGGGCAACGUCGGGAUAGUGCGAGUGGCAACGGGGGCAACGGUGAGGGUGGAACUGCACUCGUCGUGUCAGACUAUAUCGGUGGAGAGGAGCCAUAUUGCGGUGGCGGGCGGGCCCACUGGCGCCGCCAGGGGAGGGGCCUCUAGCUACAGCCGCACGCCGAUGCGCGCGGGCGGGUCGCACACGCCCACGUACCGCGACACGGGCAUCAAGACGCCGAUGCACGGGUCGGCCACGCCCAUCUACGAGGCGGGCAGCCGCACGCCGCACUACGGGUCGAGCACGCCCGCGCACGACGGCGGCCGCACGCCGGCGCACGGCGCGUGGGACCCGGCCGCCGCCAACACGCCCGCCCGCCCCGACUUCGACUACGGCCUGGACGACGACCAGCCGCCCGCCUAUGAGGGCACGUCGUACGCACAGGGUCCAUUUACGCCGCAGACACCGGGUACGAUGUACGGCUCGGACCACACGUACAGCCCGUACCGGCCGAGCCCGAGCCCCAGCGGGUACACGGGCGGGUACCUCGGCACCCCGAGCCCCGGAGGGUACUCCCCGCGGUCACCCUACGCCGGCGGUUCCCCCACGCCCGAUUGGCACGCGCCGGAUCUGGAGGUGCGCGUGCGCGACAAGGGCGACGGGUUGGGGGGACAGACGGGCGCCCUGCGGGGGGUCAGCGGGGGGGUGUGCACCGUGUACCUGCCCAGUGAGGACCGCUCGGUUAGCCUACAAGCGGAUUUGCUGGAACCGGUCGUGCCGCAGCGUGGGGAUAGGGUUAAGGUGAUAUCCGGCGACGACCGAGAAGCGGUAGGUGAGCUGAUCUCCAUAGAGGAUAAGGAAGGAGUCGUCAAGUUUGUCGGCACUGACGAUAUUAAGAUCAUGCAGUUGCGGCGCCUUUGCAAAAUGGCGAACGUCUAGAUUGACAUUUUGACACAAAAAUUGGCGGCAAAAUGGCAAAAUUGACGGCUGGCUGAGAUAAAUUCAAAAAACUGAAAGCGAAACGAAAAGUUAAAUUAAUUCCGUUUAAUUUUAUAGAAACGAUUCGUCAUUGUAUAAUUUUUUGAUAUAGAUUCGUGAAUAAAUGAAAUAUCGCUUAGCCCUACGAAUCAUAUCAAAUUAUAGAAAUGGGACAUUAAUAUAUAAUGCUAUCAACAGUAUCACUUCGUUUCACAAAGAAAAAUAUACAUAUAUGAAAUAUAUCAUAAAACGUAAUAAAGAACCAAACUAAUAUAACACUACACAUUAAAUAUUUUCAUAAAGACAUAUACAUUAUUCUGUUUGAUGUAAUAUCAUUAUGAUUUUCCUCUAAGUGUAACUGACAUGUACGCUACCCCUAAGUUAGUUAUUGUUGAGUUCAUUAGGUUGUUUUAGUAAAUAAAUCCUGAAACGGU